ACGGCUCUGAACAGCUCCAGCAAGACAUCAAGGCCUUCUCACUCAGAGACAUUUGAAACGUCAACAUGAUGUUUUUCCUCUUUUUGUGUUUCCUCGCUCUUUGUGCUGCGGCUCCCUUGGAGGAGAAAAACAUGAAGCUCCAGCGCGGCGGUUGUCCACUGUUCUGGUACAGCUUCAAAGACCGCUGCUAUCGGUACUUCGCCACAGACAAAACCUGGGCUGAUGCAGAAUAUUACUGUGUGUCUCAGGGAGCCAACCUGGUGUCCAUCCACAGUGUGCAGGAACAUAACUUUGUCAAUUGGUUGAUUGGAAUUUUGGAUCCUGAGCAGAGCCCUACCUGGAUUGGACUCAAUGACGUUCAUAAAGAAGGAGCUUGGAUGUGGUCUGAUGGAUCCAGGUUCGACUUUUCCAUUUGGGACAUUGGACAGCCUGAUAAUGCCGGACAAACCGAACACUGUGGCUAUACCAACAGCGGUGAACAGUUCCGAUGGAAUGAUGGCAGAUGUUCCACAGUCCUGCAUUUUGUUUGUGCAUCAUUUGACAUUAUGUCAGAGAAUAGCUCUCUGUCUUGA
Molecule: messenger RNA, 572 nt
Organism: Salarias fasciatus (jewelled blenny)
Lineage: Eukaryota; Metazoa; Chordata; Actinopteri; Blenniiformes; Blenniidae
Product: galactose-specific lectin nattectin-like
Exons: 1
Coding region: 66-572 (168 amino acids)
Source: RefSeq, a predicted model, not a curated record